This is a messenger RNA of Phaedon cochleariae (mustard beetle), 1065 nucleotides long. The record is from the annotation of a GenBank genome assembly. NCBI's taxonomy places the organism in Eukaryota, Metazoa, Arthropoda, Insecta, Coleoptera, Chrysomelidae.
AUGGGAGCAGCUCUCCUUAGCUAUGGUUUGCUCCUUGGAGUAGGAGCUGGAAUAGUUCGAGAAACUUCCACUUUAGUACUAGGACACUAUUUCAAGCGAAGAAGGGAAUUCGUCGAAAUGGUAGCCCAAUCAGGGACAGGAGUAGGAAUCGCUCUUUUUUCUGUUCUGUAUAAAGAGGCUGUGGGCGCAGUUCAAGGCUACCACGGCUACGUCCUCUUCGUGUGGAUGUACGGCGUUUGUCUGGGGGGUUUCUCCUACUCCCUCAAGAUGUUCACCUUGGAAAGGGUGAAAGGACGGCACUUCACGAAAGCGUGGGGCUUCAUACAGGGCGCCAAAUCGGUGCCCGUGCUCAUCGGGAUACCCAUCACGGGGUACAUCAAUCAGACGUACCCCAAGGCGGGGUACUAUUUCAGUUUCGUCACUACCAUUAUUGGUGCUAGUCUGAUGUUCCUUGUUGGCACGCGGAAGGACCAUACCUCCAUCUUGAAUAGCCAUUCGAAUAGCAAUUUGAACAAUUGCUCCGUUACCAACCUCAACCUGAUGAACGACUGCGCAUGCCCGUUGGUUCCCUACAACGGUCUAUACACGCCGCAAAAACCUUCUUACCAAUUCUGCAGGCAAGGCAGCAACAACUAUGAACGCAUUUUCGCCAACUAUCAUGACCAUUUCGAUAAAGCGAAUUAUCACAGGCUGUCCUAUAGACACAAAAAAGACACCCCUUACCAACAUCACUUGCCGAAAAGCAUCAGCUACGCAGCCAACAUCGACAGAUCGGCCUACCAUCCCCAGCUAAGCAGUUUGUGCAACAAACAAGACCACAUCAGAUAUUCCUCGCUGCCAAGGAUGAAAAGAGGUGCUACCCUCAGACCAAGUAAAAGUGUACCUGAAGGACUAGCUCGGUGGGAGUACUGUAGAACUUAUAGGAGACCUACCAUUAGGAACAUUCAAGUGAUUGAGCAAAUGACGACUUCUGUAUAAUAGCGAAUAGAAAGACCAAAGAUUUAUUAUAAUUAGGAAUUAAAGAUGAACUUCCUGAGUUGUUUGUUUUAUUCAUUAUGGUUCCUC